Molecule: messenger RNA, 1167 nt
Organism: Haliotis rubra (blacklip abalone)
Lineage: Eukaryota; Metazoa; Mollusca; Gastropoda; Lepetellida; Haliotidae
Product: putative proline-rich protein 21
Exons: 1
Coding region: 1-1167 (388 amino acids)
Source: RefSeq, a predicted model, not a curated record
AUGGAUACCUCCCUCAGACGACACCCACAUGGAUACCUCCCUCAGACGACACCCACAUAUAUACCUCCCUCAGACGACAUUCACAUGGAUACCUCCCUCAGACGACACCCACAUGGAUACCUCCCUCAGACGACAUUCACAUGGAUACCUCCCUCAGACGUCACCCAUGGAUACCAUGGAUACCCCCUUCAGACGACAUUCACAUGGAUACCUCCCUCAGACGACAUUCACAUGGAUACCUCCCUCAGACGAUACCCACCUCAGACGACACCCACAUGGAUACCUCCCUCAGACGACACCCACAUGGAUACCUCCCUCAGACGACACCCACAUGGAUACCUCCCUCAGACGAUAUUCACAUGGAUACCUACCUCAGACGACACCCACAUAUAUACCUCCCUCAGACGACAUUCACAUGGAUACCUCCCUCAGACGACACCCACAUGGAUACCUCCCUCAGACGACACCCACAUGGAUACCUCCCUCAGACGACACCCACAUGGAUACCUCCCUCAGACGACACCCACAUGGAUACCUCCCUCAGACGAACCCACGUGGAUACCUCCCCUCAGAGACAUUCACAUGGAUAUAGACGUCAUGGAUACCUCAGACGACACCCACAUGGAUACCUCCCUCAGACGUCACCCACAUGGAUACCUCCCUCAGACGAUACAGACACCCACAUGGAUACCUCCCUCAGACGACACCCACAUGGAUACCUCCCUCAGACGACACCCACAUGGAUACCUCCCUCAGACGACACCCACAUGGAUACCUCCCUCAGACGUCACCCACAUGGAUACCUCCCUCAGACGAUACCCACGUGGAUACCUCCCUCAGACGACACCCACGUGGAUACCUCCCUCAGACGACACCCAUGGAUACCUCCCUCAGACGACACCCACGUGGAUACCUCCCUCAGACGACACCCACAUGGAUACCUCCCUCAGACGAUACCCACGUGGAUACCUCCCUCAGACGACACCCACAUGGAUACCUCCCUCAGACGAUACCCACGUUGAUACCUCCCUCAGACGACACCCCCAUGGAUACCUCACUCAGACGACACCCCCAUGGAUACCUUCCUCAGACGACACCCCCAUGGAUACCUCCCUCAGAAACAACCAAACUUUGACACAAUAUCACCUGCGACCCUCUUUGACCUGA